AUGGUAAAGACACGAAAAUUUGUGGAGGGAGAUAGUACCUUAGCAACAAAAGUUGUUUGGGAUGAUGAGCUGACGUUGAUAUUUUGUGAGCUUUGCGUGAAUGAAGUCAAUGCUGGUAAUAGACCAACAACUCAUCUAAACUCAAAAGGAUGGGAAAAUGUCGUUGCUCUUUUUCAAGCAAAAACACAAAAAAAUUAUGGAAAACCUCAAUUGAAAAACAAGUGGGAUACAUUAAAAAAGGAAUGGAGGUUAUGGAGGGAGUUGCUUAAGGAAUCUCUGGAAAAUCCUGAUUUUAAAGGAUUUAAGAAGAAAGGAAUUGAACCACGAUUGAAUGAUUUAAUGUGGCAAAUGUUUGGUGGCAUUGUAGCCACUGGAGAGAAUGCAUGGGCACCUUCGUCUGGUGUUCUUCCAAGUGAGGUUCCUAUGGGAGAUGAUACACCUAAUGAGGGAUUUGGUGAUUCAGAUGAAAAUAGUAAUGAGAAUGAAAGUAUCCUUCCUAAUGAGGUACCAUCAAACCCUCCUCGUGAAACUCCUAAUCGAAGAAAGGAAACACUUGGGGUUGUACACGGUAAAGGAAAAAAAUCAAGUUCAAGUAGAAAAUCAUCAAGAGAUUCAUUGGCUACUCAUAUUGAGAAAUUGUGUGAGAGUAUGGCUAGUCCAAGGAAGCCAUGGGACUCAGAUGCUAGAGGUAUCUUCACCGAGAGAUAUGGAGACAUAGCCAACUUGAUUGCUGUCAGCGUAGACGAACAAUUGAUCCAAAGCCAUGGUCAGAUUUUGGGAUCCGGCUUACACAUGUUUUAUCUUCAACCAAGAAGAUAUGACUCGACUAUAGAGGUAUCUUUGCUUUGCUUUUCGUGUCGAUAA
Messenger RNA from Gossypium arboreum, 864 nucleotides. RefSeq lists its product as uncharacterized. NCBI's taxonomy places the organism in Eukaryota, Viridiplantae, Streptophyta, Magnoliopsida, Malvales, Malvaceae. The transcript has 3 exons. The record is from RefSeq and is a predicted model, not a curated record. Bases 1 to 864 code for a protein of 287 amino acids.